AUGGAGAGGGAAGGCGAGGGGAAGACACACGACUCGAUGGUCACGGUGCGGUUGUCGGAGACGCCAUUGACGAUCGAUACGCAGCUUGCAGACAAUGUGUUGACAGAGGUUGAGGAGCCUGACGAAACGGGAGAGUAUGCGAGGAGAGAGCUGGAAGACAUACAAGAGUCACCGACAAUCACGAUGCGGGAUCCGAAUGGGAAUGAGAUGACGAGUCCCACUGGCUCGGACUUUGCAGAAUCGCCUGACGAUGCCGGAUUGCGGAGGGACAGUGAGUCCUCUGACGAGGGGCCUGAUGGUGUCAAUUGGGAAGAAUUAGAAAAGACCGAGGAGCAGGAACCUAGAGAUCAAGGAUCCGACGAUUCUACGGCUCUGCUGCUCGCCAGACUCGAGCAAGAAAACAACCUCCUAGCCACGAAUCCCAAAUCCGGUCUCACGAAGGUCCAAUCACUCGAGAAGCAGCGAGCGCGAUCAAAAUCAAGACCGCCUUCCAUACAACACCUGAAGAGACUGGUCAAUGGGCCUACGCCACCUGCACUGAGAUAUUCCAUGAUUCCUGCUCCGCCCAUGACGGAUCUGGAGUUUUGGGCGGCCCUCGUGCAGGAUUAUACGAGGACGGCGCAGUGCCUGCCUACACUGCUCUCGAAGAAGAUCAGGAACGGCAUUCCUCCGCCUCUGCGAGGGGUCGUGUGGCAGAGUAUGUCUGGGGCUAGGGAUGCCCUUCUCGAAGAACAGUUCGAUCAAUUGUGCUUGGAAUCGAGUCCAUAUGAAGGAAUUAUUGGCAAAGAUAUUGGACGGAGUUUCCCCGGUGUCGAGAUGUUCCGUGAUCCGGACGGUGAUGGACAACGCAUGCUGGCGAGGGUAUUGAAAUGUUUUAGCCUGUAUGACCAUAAGAUUGGAUAUUGUCAGGGCUUGGGAUUCCUUGUGGGACCCCUCCUUAUGCAUAUGGGUGAUAAGCAAGCCUUCUGCGUCCUCGUUCGGCUUAUGGAACAUUACGACCUUCGAAGUUGCUUCCUACCGGAUUUAUCUGGCCUACACGUGCGCAUCCAUCAAUUCCGCAUGUUGCUCAAACAACAUCUGCCGACCCUCUCCGCACAUCUUGACGCUCUCCAAAUCGAACCCGCCUACGUCUCUCAAUGGUUCUUAUCGUUCUUUGCCGUUACCUGCCCAUUGCCCAUGCUAUUCCGAAUAUACGAUGUCAUCUUUGCGGAGGGAGCUUCGGUGACAAUCAUGAGGGUAGCCUUAUCGCUGAUGAGAAAGAAUGAGGAGAAGAUCAUUGCGUGCACGGAAUUUGAGGAUGUUAUGCAACUGCUCCUAUCAAGGGGUCUUUGGGACUGCUAUCACUACAACGCCGACUCGUUUGUCAAUGACUUUGUCAGCCUCACGGGAAUUGUCACAAACGAGAGUUUACAGGUCUUAGAGGCUAGCUACCAUGAGUCAAUGGCUGUAGACGCGGCCAGUAUAUCUGAAACUAUCGGAUCCGCUGCCCAGCGAUUCCUGGGCCGUUUAUGGGCUGGCCCAACAACUUCUAUGAAACCAGCAACUCUCAGUCCCAGCCUCGUGGCGCCAUCUCGGCCCGUCAGCUUCAUGCGGAGGUCUCCGUCCAAGCAAAGUAUUGCUUCAACCAUGAACUCCAUAGAGGGUGGUGGAUCUGAUAGCAUUCUGAGCUCCUCCACCGAGGCCACGAGUGCAUCUCGCGAUUCGUCAAACACCGACGAGUCUUCGAUCCGCGGACAAUCUGUUAGCUUCCCGGUCGCCCACGCCCCGAAAUCCAACAAGGACAAGAACCUGCAUGGCCAGAUUGAAGACUUGCUGACGGCUCUGAGUGAGAUGCAGAGGGAUCACGCGAUUCUUGCCACGCAGCUCCAGAGGGAGAGGGAGGAGCGUGAGGAGGAUCGACGGGCUGUGAAGUCGCUGCUUGAUGGAUUGAAGAAGAAGAGUAGCUCGGAGACAGUGAACAGCGAAGAUAGUCUCGAGACGGUGAACAGUGAAGAUAGUCUCGAAACUGUCACAGCUACCAACCAAGUGGCGGAAGAAGAGGCAGAAGAGGCUGUCCCGCAGCCUGAACAAGUCGAACCAGUCCCAGACGAGGAUCCCGAUAGAGAGAAUUCGACGCCGGUGCCCGAGGACGACAUAUCACACCUCAUCAGCGUUGUUGAAGAGCGCUUCUCACCUGACACCAUCUCCAACCGCCGCUCUUCAAUGCUACAGUCCAAAUCUCAACUCCGCGAUGAACUCGCCCGUUCCAAAGAACAACUCAUAAUCGAGGUCUCUAAAUCACAAGACUAUGCGCGUCGUCUCUCCGAAUCUGCGCGGGAAUCUGCUUCCUUGAGGGAAGAAUUGCGGGAGGCGCAUACACAUAUCCGCACUGCGCACACCGAGAAGCAGAGACUGGAGAAAGUGAUCCAGGAGUUGAAGUCCAAGGAGAGGAAAAGUUCGCAGGCGACCCCAGAUUCUGCGACCCAGGAUGAGUGGCCGUCGCCAAAAGUGGUGAGCAGUGGGGGGCUGAGGGAGCUGAAAUUAGGACGGUCAGGAAGCAACCGCAGCCAGAAGAAUGUGCCGAUGUUCACCAAACGCACGUCCAGUCUGAAUGCGGCUGCGAUCAUGUACAAGGAAAGCGAAUGUCCCAGUCCCACACUGCCGCCACCCUCGCCGGCCCCCUCGGAAACCGAUAACAAGAAAGAUGCAGAUGUCGAUACCCUCGUCUUGGAAUUGGUGCAGGCGAAGACGGCAGAAGCACUGGCGAGGCAAGAGGCAGAGGAGGCGAAAGGCAAGCUCGAGGCCCUGAGGAAACUACUCGGGAUGUCGACACCGAGCCCCAGCGAAGGCCAAAGACCGAGCAUACAGAUGGGCAACACGCCCUACUCUUCGCUGAGUCUGGUACCGCCCGCCAAGCGGGACAUAGAGAACAAACCCCCCGCCAGCGCCGGCGCCAGCAGCGGCGGCUUCUGGGCGGGCUGGGGCAAGCGCUCAGCGAGCACGGUGGAGAAAUCGAGUGCAGGUCUGUAA
Messenger RNA from Amorphotheca resinae ATCC 22711, 3009 nucleotides. RefSeq lists its product as hypothetical. Lineage: Eukaryota; Fungi; Ascomycota; Leotiomycetes; Helotiales; Amorphothecaceae. The transcript is spliced from 3 exons. The record is from RefSeq and is a predicted model, not a curated record. Bases 1 to 3009 code for a protein of 1002 amino acids.